AUGGAGAAGAAAAGUUCAGAAAGCUUUAAAGAAUAUGCUCAACGAUGGAGAGAUAUAGCCGCAGAGGUUCAACCACCAUUAACAGACAAAGAAAUGACAUUUAUGUUUAUGAAUACUUUGCGGGCGCCGUUCUAUGAUCGAAUGAUUGGUAAUGCUACAACCAAUUUUUCUGACAUUAUUGUUAUUGGUGAAAGAAUUGAAUAUGGGAUAAAACAUGGGAGGUUAAUAGAGACUUCAGCUGAGUAUGGUGGAUUAAAGAAAGGAGCAACACCUAAGAAGAAAGAAGGUGAGGGUAGCAAGACCAACUCAGAAACAUUUCGAUUUGACCCAAUUCCUAUGACAUAUACAGAGCUUUUACCUCAGCUAGUUCAUAAUCGACAGUUAGCUCCUAUCCCAAUAAAUCCUAUACAACCUCCUUAUCCAAAAUGGUAUGAUCCAAAUGCUCGAUGUGAUUAUCAUGCCGGAGGAGUGGGACACUCAACUGAAAAUUGUUUAGCUUUGAAAAGGAAGGUGCAAUCUUUAAUUAAUGCUGGAUGGUUGAGCUUCAAAAAAGCUGGUGAGAAGCCGGAUGUCAACAACAAUCCACUUCCUAAUCAUGAAAAUUCAAAAGUGAAUGCGAUAGAUUGUUUUGUUGGAAAGUGUAAAAAUGAAGUUCAUGAGAUAAGGAUGCCUAUGGAAACACUUUUUGAAGGUCUUUUUGAAGCAGGAUAUGUUAGUUUGGAAUAUUUAGACCCCAAUAUAAGAUACGAAGGAUACGAUGAAGGCAAACGUUGUAUAUUCCAUCAAGGAGUUGCAGGCCACGCUAUCCAACAAUGUUGUACAUUUAGAUCUAAAGUACAACAAUUUAUGGAUUCGAAGAUACUCACAGUAUACGAAGGACAAGGAAAAGAUGAGAUGAAAGACAAUAAAAUAUGUACAUUAAUGGGUGAAGUUGCAAAAAAGGAAAAUCCCUUUUUACCAAGGCCUUUGACAGUCUUUUAUCAAGAAAAUCGUAAUAAAUCAAGUUCCUGCAAUCCUAAACAACUCAUUGUCGAAGUACCGAGUCCUUUCAAAUUUAAGGAUUUGAAAGCGGUGCCAUGGCGGUAUGAUUGCCAAGUCAUUACAGGUCCUUCAGUUGAUAAUAUUACAGGAAUCAGCGGGAUAACUCGAAGUGGAAGAUGUUAUAAACCAGAUAAUUUAACAGCUCCUUCAAGUAGUUUAACAUUGGGGCAAGGGAGGAAAAGUGAGAAAAGAAAUGUGAAUGAACAUGACAAAGAGCAGGAUGUAGAGAUGUCUGUCAUAGCAAAAGAUAUAGAAUGCAAAAAACCUGUUACAGAUGAGGCAGCAAACGAAUUCUUGAAAAUAGUAAAACAAAGUGAGUAUAAGAUCAUAGAGCAAAUGCAUAAUACUCCAGCUCGAAUUUCUUUAUUAUCUUUGUUUUUAAAUUCAGAGCCUCAUCGCAAAGUGCUAUUAGAUAUUUUGAAUAAGGCACAUGUUGGACAUGACAUUUCAGUGGAAAAGUUCAGCGGAAUUAUUGGAAGCAUUACGUCUUCAAAUUCUAUAGUCUUCACGGAUGAUGAAAUUCCUCCUGAAGGUUUAGGCCAUAUAAAAGCACUGCAUAUUCAAGUGAAGUACAAGGAUUAUGUUAUAGCAAGAGUUUUAGUGGAUAACGGUUCAGCUCUUAAUAUAAUGCCUAAAUCUACACUAUUAAAGCUCCCAGUGGACAUGUCAUACAUCAAAUCAAGUACUAUGGUAGUGAGAGCUUUUGAUGGAUCACGAAGAGAAGUAAUUGGUGACAUUGAAUUACCAAUCAAAAUUGGCCCAUGUACUUUCAAUAUAGUCUUUCAAGUAAUGGAGAUAACACCUACUUACAGCUUUUUGUUAGGUCGUCCUUGGAUUCACUCUGCAGGAGUGGUGCCAUCUACAUUGCAUCAAAAAUUGAAAUUUAUUGUUGGGAGUAAGAUGAUUUGUUUAAUGGGAGAGGAAGAUUUUCUGAUAACAAAACCGAUAUCAACCCCAUAUGUGGAGGCAACAGAAGAAGCUUUAGAGUGUUCUUUUCGCUCUUUUGAAAUUGCUCAUGCAACUAUGAUGGAAGCAACUGCAGGUGAAGUAAUAAAGUCACACAUGCCUAAAGUUACGACAAAAAGGAUGAUGAGAAGUGGAGGAUAUGGUUUGAAUCAAAGCUUGGAAACACUUCUAAAUACACCAAGCAAUGAAGGGAGAUUUGGUUUGGGUUAUAUGCCAAACGUAUAUGAUAAAAUUAGGCUUCAAAAAGAAAAGAAGAAAAAGUGUUUGGAAAAGCAAGGGAUGAUGGUGUUUGAUCCAAGUCUAAAAUUUAUACCAGCAUUAUAUGAUACUUUCAAGAGUGCUGGUAUAAGUUACUCAUCACGUGACUCUGAUUCAAAACAUUGUUUGUUAACAAAGAUGGAGAGUUUAUCAAUUGCAGCAGUGGCACAAGAAGCAUCAUUUGAAGACGAAACAGUUUAUGCAUGUCCACCUAAUUUUGAGCUUAACAAUUGGGAUGUUGUAGAUCUACCUACAUUUUCUAGAGAUUUUCAAGAGUAA
Cucumis sativus (cucumber) is the source of this 2544-nucleotide messenger RNA. RefSeq lists its product as uncharacterized. NCBI's taxonomy places the organism in Eukaryota, Viridiplantae, Streptophyta, Magnoliopsida, Cucurbitales, Cucurbitaceae. The record is from RefSeq and is a predicted model, not a curated record. The coding region runs from base 1 to 2544 and encodes 847 amino acids. The transcript is spliced from 2 exons.